AUGGCCGUCAGUAUCAUGAAUAAGUAUGCCUCAAUGUGGAACGGAAGCUUGACCAACGACGACUUGUCCGAACAGAAAUAUCCUUACCACUACGGGGUCUUGCGGUCUACAGAAGAAAUCUCGAACCAGUUCUAUUGUCUCGUGUUUGUUUUUGUCUCGGCCGUCAGUGGAAUUCUUGAGUCGCAUUACCAACUUCAAGACUUGCCUGUCAGGAUGGCUGUGGCUGUCAUGGCGAUCAUACAGCAGCAAAUCCAUGCCACACAACUUGUUUUGGGACGGCUCCCCAGCGAGAUUAUCCACCGAUCCAUAUGCGUCAUGACUUUCCGUGAGGCCGUUCACCGUUUUUGCGCUAUUGGCGAGGAAUCGAAUGGGUGUCUUGGCCAAAUCGACGCUAGAAGCGAACAGGGCGGCAUAAUUUCACAUUCCUCCUGA
This is a messenger RNA of Fusarium poae, 432 nucleotides long. RefSeq lists its product as uncharacterized. NCBI's taxonomy places the organism in Eukaryota, Fungi, Ascomycota, Sordariomycetes, Hypocreales, Nectriaceae. The coding region runs from base 1 to 432 and encodes 143 amino acids. The record is from RefSeq and is a predicted model, not a curated record. The transcript has a single exon.